AUGUGUAAAAGUGCCACUCAGGCUGAGUACACGUCUGAAGACGAGCGUCUGCAAGCGGCUCAGAAAAGUUUCCAGCAGAUGGUGACUUACUUUGGGCUCAAACCCAAGUCUGGAGAGAAGGAGGUUUCUCCGAACUACAUCUUCAUGCUGUGGUACGAGUUCUGCAGCGAUUUCAAGAACACGUGGAACCGAGAGAGUAAAAACAUCUCCAAAGAGAGGCUAAAAGAAGCUCAGCAAACCGUCCAAAAAAUCACUGCGGAGAAGAAAGUGGAGACGAAAAAGAUCAACGCAAACAGCCUAAAAGAGCGACUGCGAAAGAAAGAAGCGGGAGUUUCGUCCAGCUGAGAUGUGGGAGAGGAAGAACAGAAAACACGGAGGAUCAUCUGACGAGCGCUUUCAUCAGAAACACACAGAGGGAGCGUCUGUCAGUGUUUGUGUGAAAAGAGCGUCAGACGGCAGGUAACGCUCACAGCACAGCCAGAAAACACCUUCAGUAGCAGAGAACGUCAUAUUAAAGCUGUUUUAAAGGUCAUUAGGAAACAUCCGUAUCUAAUCAGCAGUGCCUCAUACUCAUCAGACAUGGCCUACGAUAAACCCCGCCCACAUCAACAAACACUACACUCAUUUAUAGUCAGAACUAGUGCUUUUGAACCAUACUAAUGUGUGUAUAUUAUGGUAUUUUAUGGUAACAGAUAAUUAACGUACAUACUGUAGUAUUAACUUAAGUGAACUGAUGAACUGUAAUAAAUAAUAUAUGUAAUAUACUUUCGUUUUUACUACAGUAAACUGUUGUGUAUUGUAGUACAAUAUACCCUAGAGCUGUAGAUAACUACAGUAUUGGGCAUUUAUUUAUAUUACAAUAGCUGUUGUGUUACCAUACCAACUGUAGAAUCACCACAACAGAUCUGUUACUAUAAUUGUAUUGCCAUAGAAACUGUAUAAUCACCACUGCAGACCAAUUACUAUAGUUGUUGUGUUGCCAUAGCAACUGUAGAAUCACCACAACAGAUCAGUUACUAUGGUUGUUGUGUUACCAUAGCAAUUGUGGAAUCACAGCAACAGUUCAGUUACUAUAGUCGUUGUGUUACCAUAGCAACUGUAGAAUCACCACAACAGAUCAAUUACUAUAGCCGUUGUGUUACCAUAGCAACUGUAGAGUCACCACAACAGAUCAAUUAGUAUGGUGGUUGUGUUACCAUAGCAACUGUAGAAUCACCACAACAUAUCAGUUACUAUAGUUGUUGUGUUACCAUAGCAACUGUAGAAUCACAACAACAGAUCAGUUACUAUAGUUGUUGUGUUACCAUAGCAACUAUAAAGUCACCACAACAGAUCAAUUAGUAUAGUUGUUGGGUUACCAUAGUAACUUUGAAAUUCCUUGUGAAAUUUUGUUGUCCGGCGCUGUGAAAAGGGGCGGGAUUAAACAAGAUGAUUGACAUUAAAAAAGUGAGCGAUUGCUCCAUGUUUUAAAUUUCUGUCCAGAGAGGUCAUGUUUUGAUCCUCGAUUGGUCUCACGCAGUCAGUUGAUGUGAUUUCGAAGGUCAGAGUUCACCAAGCUCGAACUUCCCAACGCAGAGAUGUGUGAAACUUGUCGCACAAGCUUGCGUUUCUAGUCUGAGGCAUUCGUAUAAAUGGAAGUCUAUGGGGAGAGAAGUGCAGUGUGACCGCAGCUUUACUGAACUUGUGUUUCCAUAGAAACCACAGAAUCACCACAACUGAUUAAUUCAAGGACUUUACUGUAGUAUGGUUCAGAAGCACUACAGUAUCCACUAUGAAUGACUCUAGCGUUUGUGAUCUGGGUGGUUUUCUGAAACUGUGUUUGUACUUGAACAGGAAGUCGUGUGUCUCGCUUCACUUUUUUUUCUUUUUUUUGCUUUCACUUUUUCCCUUUUGCCAAACUGCUCGAUGUGUGACGCACUUUUACACUCACUAUGCAAAUAUCCUGAUGAAUCUAGAAGGUAUAAAUGAUAUCCAGCCGUGUGUUAUGAGGAGGAAUGAUCCUAUUAUUGAGUGUGUUUGAUGACGUGUGUGUGUGUAAAUGAGUCAGUGGCUUUCCCUAUUUAUUCACAGAAUGAAGAUCAUGUUAAAAACAUGAUGUUGUUUCCCUGGGAAAACAUGUUUUAAAUAAUUGACUGAGCAAAAGUGUUGGAAGCUCAUCGUACAUGGUGUCUUUAAAAUGUUCAACACCUCAAAACUCCUGGAACAUUGCUGAUAUUUUGAUAUUAGGCCCAGUCGUGAUGUUUGUUUUAAACUUAUUAGGUGCAAUAAACUUUUAUGAACGUCUGCCUGUGCGAAAGAGUUAGAAAACUCAAAGGAAAUGUGUCUCCUGAUUUAUUGCAUAUUCAUUUUAUUUUAUUAUUAAAAAUGUUGACAUUUUAAAACA
Danio rerio (zebrafish) is the source of this 2383-nucleotide messenger RNA. Lineage: Eukaryota; Metazoa; Chordata; Actinopteri; Cypriniformes; Danionidae. The record is from RefSeq and is a predicted model, not a curated record.